AUGGGCAAGGUUCACGGCUCCCUCGCGCGUGCCGGUAAGGUCAAGUCGCAGUGCCCCAAGGUCGAGAAGGCCGAGAAGCCGAAGCAGCCCAAGGGCCGUGCCCACAAGCGGCACCUGUACAACCGCCGCUUCGUCAACGUCGUCAUCGGCCCCGGCGGCAAGCGGCGCGCCAACGCCCAGGGCUCCCUGGUCGCUUGA
Tilletiopsis washingtonensis is the source of this 198-nucleotide messenger RNA. Its product is annotated as ribosomal protein S30. The transcript has 3 exons. Gene Ontology annotation, biological process: translation. Lineage: Eukaryota; Fungi; Basidiomycota; Exobasidiomycetes; Entylomatales. The coding region runs from base 1 to 198 and encodes 65 amino acids. Gene Ontology annotation, cellular component: ribosome; cytosolic small ribosomal subunit. Gene Ontology annotation, molecular function: structural constituent of ribosome. The record is from RefSeq and is a predicted model, not a curated record.